Messenger RNA from Sodiomyces alkalinus F11, 1068 nucleotides. Its product is annotated as chitinase. Gene Ontology annotation, molecular function: chitinase activity. NCBI's taxonomy places the organism in Eukaryota, Fungi, Ascomycota, Sordariomycetes, Glomerellales, Plectosphaerellaceae. Gene Ontology annotation, cellular component: extracellular region. Gene Ontology annotation, biological process: carbohydrate metabolic process. The annotation marks the transcript as partial. The transcript has a single exon. The record is from RefSeq and is a predicted model, not a curated record.
AUGCCUCCCGUUCCCCCCCAAGGCGGGGCAAGGGACGCGUGGCUCCCUCGGGUCAUCACCUACUACCAGACGCACCACACCCGCGACGGCAGACCCAUCUCGAUCCUGCCCAUCCUCACCCAGCCGGGCAUCAGCGUCACCCACGUCAUCGUAGCGGCCCUCCACAUCAACGACGACCCGGCCAAGAUCACCCUCAACGACCACCACCCGUCGCACCCGCGCUUCGCCACGCUGUGGGCCGAGCUGCGCGCCCUCCAAGCCGCCGGCAUUCGGGUGAUGGGCAUGCUCGGCGGCGCAGCCCGGGGCACCUACGCCAAGCUGGACGGCGACGCCGCGGCCUUCGAGCGCUACUGGGCUCCGCUGCGCGACGUGAUGCGCCACCACGGCCUGGACGGCAUCGACCUGGACGUCGAGGAGCCGAUGAGCCUCGCGGGGAUCCUGCGGCUGAUUGACCGCAUCCGGGCCGAUUUCGGGCGGGGGUUCAUUAUCUCCAUGGCGCCGGUUGCUCUCGCCAUGCUGGACGCCGAGCGUAACCUCAGCGGGUUCGACUACGAGGUGCUGGAGCUGAUGCGCGGGGACGAGGUCGCGUGGUAUAACGCCCAGUUCUACAACGGGUGGGGGGACGUGGCGUCGCCGCUGCUCUACGAGAUGAUGGUCGCGAAAGGGUGGGCGGCGCGCAAGCUCGUGGUUGGGUUCCUGACGAGCCCGGAGAACGGGCGCGGGUGGGUGCCGUGCGAGGUGGCGGGGCCGGUGCUGCUGGGGUUGCGGGCAAGACAUGCCGAGUUUGGCGGCGUUAUGGGGUGGGAGUACUUUAAUUCGGUGCCGGCGGAGGGCCGGCCUUGGGAGUGGGCGAGGUGGAUGACUAGCGUGUUGCGGCCGGGACCGGGGACGGCGCAGCAGCAGCAGCAGCAGCAGCGGCGGCGGCCGAAGACGGAGGAGCUACGGUCGAGAGAAGUGCCGGAACCGGUGGUGGAAGCCGACGCCGACCCGGGCGCGGAAGGUCCAGACGGCCAAGAAGCGCCGGUGCCGAAAGGAUUCGAGUAUUUUUCGGAGCACGAGGAGGAGGGA